AUGGAACUUUCCCUACACCAUGCAGCAUCUAACAAAACCAAUGCAAACAGCAACAACUCUGCAUUUUUCUACUUUGAGUCCUGUCACCCCCCUUCUCUGGCCUUGCUCCUACUGCUCAUAGCCUACAUUGUGGUCCUGAUCGUGGGCCUCGUCGGAAACCUCUCUCUGAUCAUUAUCAUCUUCAAGAAGCAGAGAGAAGCUCAGAAUGUCACCAACAUACUGAUUGCCAAUCUCUCUUUCUCUGACAUCUUGGUAUGUGUCAUGUGCAUCCCUUUUACUGUCAUCUACACUCUGAUGGACCACUGGAUCUUUGGGGAUAUCAUGUGCAAACUCACCUCCUACGUGCAGAGUGUCUCCAUUUCUGUGUCCAUAUUCUCACUUGUGUUAAUUGCUGUUGAAAGGUAUCAGCUGAUUGUACACCCUCGCGGCUGGAAGCCCAAUGCGUCUCAUGCCUACUGGGGCAUCACACUGAUUUGCUUUUCCCUUGUGUUGUCUCUUCCCUUCUUCCUGUCCUACCGCCUCACCGAUGAGCCCUUCCACAACCUCUCUUCCACUGACCUCUACACCCACCGGGUAGCCUGUGUGGAGAACUGGCCCUUCAAGAUGAACCAGCUCCUCUUUACCACAUCCCUGUUUAUGCUCCAAUAUUGUGUCCCUCUGAGCUUCAUCCUCAUCUGCUACCUGAAGAUCGUCAUCUGCCUCCGUAGGAGAAACGGGAGAGUGGACAGGAAGAGGGAAAGUGAAAGCCGGCUCAAUGAGAACAAGAGGAUCAACACGGUGUUGAUCUCCAUUGUGGUAACCUUUGGGGUCUGCUGGUUGCCCUUGAACAUCUUCAAUGUCAUCUUUGACUGGUAUCAUGAGGUGCUGAUGAGCUGCCACCAUGACCUGGUAUUUGUAGUCUGCCACUUGGUUGCUAUGGUUUCCACAUGUAUAAACCCUCUCUUUUAUGGCUUUCUAAACAAAAAUUUCCAGAAGGACUUAGUGGUGCUUAUUCACCACUGCCAGUGCUUUACAUCUCGGGAAAGAUAUGACAAUAUUGCCGUCUCCACUAUACACACAGAUGAAUCCAAGGGAUCAUUAAGAUUGGCUCCUAUAUCAACAGGUAUCUAAAAAUUGUUAAUACUUAAUACUAAAGCCUUUCCUGAACGGGAGAUGGAGAGGUAAUGGCUGAGGAUAGGGCAAGAUGCAUAAUGAAGAAGCCAGAACCAAAAAAAGAACAACUUUAUGCUACUCAGUUUUGCUUUGGGACAGACCUGUCUGAGUCAUAUAUCACACACACACACCCACACACACACACACACACACACACCACCUCUUUUUUCUUAGGAGACUAAUUCAAACAACUUAGUUGCCAUCAUUUGACAGUGAGAAAGCAAGGGAGGCAAGCAGCAUUGAUGGCUGGGAAGCAAAGUUCCCAGAUACUAUUAUUCAAUGGAAUAGCCACAAAAGUUAUAGCUAAUGAUAUGCCUAAUAAAAACAAUGCUAAACCUCCUUAGUGUUGAAGCAAUUUCACUUGAAGAUAUGGAUACUGAAACAUUCAACAACGUAACUAUUGAAUUAAUUAGCAAAGUCAGAAAGCUCCCACCACAAUUUAUUAGUUAGCUAACAAAGUAAGUUUGGAUUGAAAGUUAAAGGAAUGAUUUUAACUUAACAUUUAAAGUAACUAUUGUAAUUAUAAC
Molecule: messenger RNA, 1679 nt
Organism: Rhinolophus ferrumequinum (greater horseshoe bat)
Lineage: Eukaryota; Metazoa; Chordata; Mammalia; Chiroptera; Rhinolophidae
Product: neuropeptide Y receptor type 6-like
Biological process (GO): G protein-coupled receptor signaling pathway
Cellular component (GO): plasma membrane; neuron projection
Molecular function (GO): neuropeptide Y receptor activity; neuropeptide binding
Source: RefSeq, a predicted model, not a curated record